Messenger RNA from Parus major (Great Tit), 9401 nucleotides. RefSeq names its product adhesion G protein-coupled receptor L3 (gene ADGRL3). The record is from RefSeq and is a predicted model, not a curated record. Bases 426 to 4256 code for a protein of 1276 amino acids. The transcript has 27 exons. Gene Ontology annotation, cellular component: membrane; glutamatergic synapse; cell-cell junction. Gene Ontology annotation, biological process: adenylate cyclase-activating G protein-coupled receptor signaling pathway; brain development; synapse assembly. Lineage: Eukaryota; Metazoa; Chordata; Aves; Passeriformes; Paridae. Gene Ontology annotation, molecular function: G protein-coupled receptor activity; carbohydrate binding.
CGCCCCCCUUUUCUUCCUGGCUGGGGGCUUUGGUACUGUGGCCAGGUCUGUUUCCUACUCCCACCCCUGGUUUUAAUGGCUGGAUUGUGGCAGCAGCUCCCUGCUGCAGGUUGUUGAGGAUCUGAUGGGGACUCGCAUCUCAGGAGCCGGAGGUGACUAAAGAAAUGUUGAACACAGUACUCUGCAAAAAAUAGCGUGUGGAUUUCUUGCACCUGAAGAACAAGAAAAGGUCUCAGACUCUGGAUACUGGCUGUGGGAUAUUUUUUAUUGUUAUUACUAUUUUUGAUUGGGUUUUUUUCCUCCCUCUUUGGAUGUGAAUUGAAGGCCAACAACAGCUGAAGUGUUGGAAUCAAGUGCAGGAGGACUCUCACCUUUUUAUUUGAAACCUUGUUUGCUGGGAUACUUUCAAGCUCUCCUUCACAGUCAUGUGGUCAUCACAGCUGCUGUUCUUCACAAUGCUCUUAACACCGUUUGCCCAUGCCUGGAUUUCUUUUAAAACAGCUUUCAGCCGUGCCCCAGUGCCCAUGGCUGUGGUCCGAAGGGAGCUGUCCUGCGAGAGUUACCCCAUCGAGCUGCGCUGCCCGGGAACAGAUGUUAUCAUGAUCGAAAGUGCCAACUACGGCAGGACUGAUGAUAAAAUCUGUGACUCUGAUCCUGCUCAGAUGGAGAAUAUCCGCUGUUAUCUGCCAGAUGCCUAUAAGAUUAUGACUCAAAGAUGCAGUAAUCGGACCCAGUGUGCGGUUGUUGCCGGCCCUGAUGUGUUUCCAGACCCGUGCCCUGGCACGUACAAGUACCUGGAAGUGCAGUACGAGUGUGUCCCUUACAAAGUGGAACAAAAAGUUUUUCUUUGCCCUGGACUGCUGAAAGGAGUUUACCAGAGCGAACACUUAUUCGAGUCUGACCACCAGUCGGGCGCCUGGUGCAAGGACCCUCUGCAGGCCUCUGACAAAAUCUACUACAUGCCCUGGACGCCAUACCGGACAGACACACUGACAGAAUACUCCUCCAAGGACGACUUCAUCGCCGGCAGGCCCACCACGACCUACAAACUCCCGCACCGGGUGGACGGCACGGGGUUCGUGGUGUACGACGGGGCCUUGUUCUUCAACAAGGAGCGGACCAGGAACAUCGUCAAGUUUGACUUGCGGACGAGGAUAAAGAGCGGGGAGGCGAUCAUAGCUAACGCCAACUACCACGACACCUCGCCCUACCGCUGGGGAGGCAAGUCUGAUAUAGACCUGGCCGUGGACGAGAACGGGCUCUGGGUAAUCUAUGCAACAGAACAGAACAAUGGCAAAAUAGUCAUUAGCCAGUUGAACCCUUACACGCUAAGGAUCGAAGGGACGUGGGAUACUGCCUACGACAAGAGGUCAGCUUCCAAUGCCUUCAUGAUCUGUGGGAUUUUAUACGUGGUGAAGUCUGUGUACGAAGAUGACGACAACGAAGCCACAGGGAAUAAAAUAGACUACAUAUAUAACACUGACCAAAGCAAGGAUAGCAUGGUGGAUGUGCCCUUUCCAAACUCCUACCAGUACAUUGCUGCUGUGGAUUAUAAUCCCCGGGACAACCUCCUGUAUGUAUGGAACAACUAUCAUGUUGUAAAAUACUCUUUGGAUUUUGGCCCGCUGGACAGCAGAGCAGGGCAGGCUCACCAUGGGCAGGUUUCCUACAUUGCCCCACCGAUCCACCUGGAUUCGGAUCUGGAGAGACCGCCAUCCAAGGGAGUAUCGACAUCGGGCGCUCUGGGCCCGGGGAGCACCACUGCCAGCACCACGCCGCGCCUGGCCACCAGCACCACCGGCCGCACCACCACCACAUCGGGCUCAGGCAGGAGGAACAGGAGCACCAGCACCCCGUCCCCCAUGGCCGAUGUCCCCGAGGAGAUGACCACCCACCUGCCGCCCGCCUCCUCCCAGCUGCCGCCCGCCGGAGCCGAGAGCUGCGACCCCAUGGAAGCCCGCGACAUUAUGUGGUCCCGGACCCGGCAGGGCCAGGUGGCGAAGCAGCCGUGUCCCUUGGGCUCCAUAGGUGUUGCAACUUUCCGGUGUCUUGCACCUGAUGGUAUCUGGGAACCCCAAGGACCUGAUCUUAGCAACUGCUCUUCACCCUGGAUCAACCACAUCACUCAAAAGAUGAGGUCGGGGGAGAUGGCUGCCAACAUCGCGCGGGAGCUGGCGGAGCACACCAGGAGCCACCUGUACGCCGGUGACAUCGCCUACUCCGUGUCCGCCAUGGUCCAGCUCGUCAACCUGCUGGACGUGCAGCUCCGCAACCUGACUCCCGGCGGGAAGGACAGCGCCGCGCGCAGCUUGAACAAGCUUCAGAAAAGGGAGCGCUCUUGCAGGGCCUAUGUCCAGGCCAUGGUGGAGACGGUGAACAACCUCCUGCAACCUCAGGCUCUGAACGCGUGGAGGGACCUGAACGCGAGCGAGCAGCAGCGCGCGGCCACCAAGUUGCUGGACACGGUGGAGGACAGUGCCUUUGUGCUGGCUGACAACCUGCUGAAGACAGACAUCGUCCGGGAGAACACUGACAACAUCCAACUGGAAGUUGCGAGACUGAGCACAGAUGGGAAUCUGGAAGAUCUGAAGUUUCCCCAGAACAUGGGCCAUGGGAGCGCCAUUCAGCUGUCAGCAAAUACCUUGAAGCAGAAUGGUCGAAAUGGUGAGAUCAGGGUGGCUUUUGUGCUGUACAACAAUCUGGGCACCUAUCUCUCCACGGAGAAUGCCAGCAUGAAGCUGGGAACAGAAGCGAUGUCGACCAAUCACUCCGUCAUUGUCAACUCCCCUGUCAUCACGGCAGCAAUAAAUAAAGAGUUCAGCAAUAAGGUUUACCUGGCUGAUCCUGUGGUGUUUACUGUCAAGCACAUCAAGCAGUCAGAAGAAAAUUUUAACCCAAACUGUUCAUUCUGGAGCUACACGAAGCGUACCAUGACAGGCUAUUGGUCCACCCAGGGCUGCCGCCUCCUGACAACUAACAAGACACACACCACCUGCUCCUGCAACCACCUCACCAACUUUGCAGUCCUGAUGGCACAUGUGGAAGUUAAGCACACUGAUGCAGUCCACGACCUGCUCCUGGACUUCAUCACGUGGGUUGGCAUCCUGCUUUCACUGGUCUGCCUCCUGAUCUGCAUCUUCACCUUCUGCUUCUUCCGUGGGCUGCAGAGUGAUCGCAACACGAUUCACAAGAACUUGUGCAUCAGCCUCUUCGUGGCAGAGCUCCUCUUCCUCAUUGGUAUCAACCGGACUGACCAGCCGAUUGCCUGUGCCGUCUUUGCUGCCCUCCUGCACUUCUUCUUCCUGGCAGCUUUCACCUGGAUGUUCCUGGAGGGGGUGCAGCUCUACAUCAUGCUGGUGGAGGUUUUUGAGAGCGAGCACUCCCGGAGGAAGUAUUUCUAUUUGGUGGGGUACGGCAUGCCUGCGCUGAUUGUGGCUGUGUCGGCAGCGGUGGACUACCGGAGCUACGGCACGGACAAAGUAUGUUGGCUCCGACUUGACACCUACUUCAUUUGGAGCUUUAUAGGACCGGCGACCUUGAUAAUUAUGCUUAAUGUCAUCUUCCUUGGGAUUGCUCUCUAUAAAAUGUUUCAUCAUACUGCCAUACUGAAACCCGAAUCUGGAUGUCUUGACAAUAUCAACUAUGAGGAUAACAGACCCUUCAUCAAGUCCUGGGUUAUAGGUGCAAUAGCCCUACUCUGCCUAUUAGGACUGACCUGGGCAUUUGGACUCAUGUAUAUUAAUGAAAGCACAGUCAUCAUGGCGUAUCUCUUCACCAUAUUCAAUUCUCUGCAGGGAAUGUUUAUAUUCAUUUUCCAUUGUGUCCUCCAGAAAAAGGUACGUAAGGAGUACGGAAAAUGCCUGCGCACACAUUGCUGUAGUGGGAAAAGUACAGAGAGUUCUAUCGGCUCAGGAAAAACCUCGGGGUCAAGGACACCUGGAAGAUAUUCCACAGGCUCACAGAGCCGGAUUCGUAGGAUGUGGAAUGACACGGUUCGAAAGCAGUCCGAGUCUUCCUUUAUCACUGGAGAUAUAAACAGUUCAGCUUCACUCAACAGAGGAGCCAUGGCUAAUCAUCUUAUAACCAAUGCUCUGCUUCGUCCUCAUGGCACUAACAACCCUUAUAAUACAUUGCUCGGGGAAUCGGCGGUCUAUAACAACCCUUCUGUCAGCAUGUACAACGCACAAGAGGGCGGAAGGACACCCAAGCAGGAGCCGGUCUUCAGGCGAGUCACCAUGGAGGACAGUGUCAUCUAGCGCCUGGGGCCCCACCAGCCUGCCCCGGCCAGCCCGUGCCAGUGCACCACCUCAGCUCCUCUGUGCCUCAGCUCACCCGUCCCUCUCUUGGGAUCGCACAACAGGAGAGGCUGGAGGAACUGGCCUCGCCCAAAGCCUCAGCAAACCCUUGCAUCCCCAAGGAGAGAACGGCCCGGCGGAGAUCCCCGCUGCCCUGUGCAUGGCAGCACCCUGGGAAGCGCCCUUGCCGUCUGGUCGCUCGUCUCUUUUUUGAAGAUGAGCAGAACAGGUGAAAAAUGUCUUCUGUAAUAAGAAAUUAGUUUCACCUGCCCCAAAUAUUAACUUUGCAACUCGGUAACACUUAAAAGAUGGCUGAGUGUGUUUAAUCCACCAUCCCAAGCCUCUCUCCAUGCUCUCAAGCUGGGCUGUAUAAAGGGGAACCUGCCAGAUCCAGGUUGCUGCUGUAAAUACAGACCUGUCAGUGCGAAGAGCCAACAAGGGAAGGACCAGAGGGACAGAGAAGUAGUCCUUACACCAGAAGAAGCUGAACAUGCCAGCAGAGUACGGUCAAGCGAAGUUGUUGCUUGUAAACAGGGACCGGCGCAUGUGUCCAGCAGCAGCUCCACUUGGCCAAAGCUUCUUGGGUGAAAGCUGCUCUGAUUUUAUUGUCUUGUGUAAAUAGAAAUAUUUUUUUGAGAAAAAAAAAUGAGCCUUAGUAUCUUGAAGAUAGCGUUUCUCAAUCAGCCCAGCUGGGGACGGAUACAUGGGAUUCCACAGGGUCUGCCUGCUGGAGGCUGGCGUGGCCUCUGGCAGCCAAGCUGUGCCGUCACUGCAGGUGCAGCAGGCACCUGAAGGAGGAUGGAACUGUCCAGCAGAGGACUCGGCAGACAUUUCUCCCUAGUCCCUGGAAACAGGGUGAACUCACUGGUCCCAUGGUCUCCGCUGGUGUAAAUACUCAGCUACAGCCCACAGAGGACUUGGACUGCUCAGUGCAGUUGUGGGACAGGGGAGGGUGGGAUGGGCAGAAAUCAUCAGCGGGAUGCAAACCCCAUCAGCGUGGUGAUCCCCAGGCUUUUAGCAUUAGUAAAAAAAAAAAAAAGAAAAAAAGAAAAGGAAAAAAACAAACCCUGAAGGCUUAUUAAUGGUGUUGGGCCAACUGUUUGGCUGGGUAAAUGAAGGCAUGCCUAGGCAUGUUCUGUGUUCAUGUCAGCCAGUGCCUGUCUGUGCAGUUCUCUGUCUGUGCAAACGCGUGUGUGGUUCGGGGGCUGCUGCAGGUCCCCGUGUCCGUGUAGCUGUGUCCGUGAGAGAGGAGAGAAAAUGGAUGUGUGUGUUGUACUGCCCUUUAUGUGCCCAAACACAUCCCAGGAGUCAUCAGUGACGCUGCUAGGUCCAGCUUUAGUAGCGUGAGUGCAGAGUAGUGUCCACACCUCUGCAGGGAAUGAGGCUGGGCAGGCAGGGGGAUGGUGUUAGCUGAGUGAGAGCUGAUAAAUCUCUGCUCUGCAUUGAGUUGUCAUCCUCUGUGCCACCCUGCCGUGGCACAGCAGUGCUCAUCUGCAAACACCACCAGCACAACAGGGCUGCACUCGAGCACGGGCACUGGCAGGAUAGCACCUCCUGGAAUUUGGACGGGAGCUUUGGGGUUUCCCUUUCAUCCUUCAUCACCCAAAGCUUACUUAUGCCUUAUUUACUCUGAGUCCAACUGUUCGGAUUCAUGCAGUGCAGGGAAAUUAGGAAAAGAGAAUGAAAUUAGAAAUUGAAAGUAGAAAAAAAAAGCCCAUACAUGAGUAGAAAAACAGUGUUUUUGAGAUUUACCCCCAAUAACUUUCUCUGGACAUGGAAGUCUCUUUUCAGCUUGGCAUUUUGCAGGAAUGCAGUGCCAAGGUCAAGUGUCUUCCCCAUGAAGAAGCCAGAUAGCAGAAACAACUUGCACUAUUUAGCACAGCAUUGGGGCCAAAGCCCCUUUACCUUUGCAAGGAAUGGGCAGUGGGCAGGCAAUCAACAGAAAUUGGAAGCUGCCUCAGAUUCCUGAGGGGUGUGGGCAUCUAGGGUGGUAAUUUGCUUGCAGUGGUCCAAGGUGAGCUGCAGGGAUAAUCUUUUCCAGUUGAAUACUUGAAUACCUCCUGUCAUCCAGCUGUGUGUGUUCCCAUUAACACCUAACAACUGCCAGUGCCAAGUGAUUUAUAUAUUUAUCAGGCCAUUUAUUUAUGUAUUAAACCAGUGCAUGGGAGGCACUGUGCUUUCAUCUGCCACAUGUGGACACCUCUUCCUUUGCCCACUUCUCCAGCCUUGUAUAAUGCCCCCAGGCAAGGUGACUGUCAUCUUGGAGAGGCUGUGGUUUCCUCCCAAGUGAUGGCUGGUAGCCUUUUUUCCAGGGAGAAAAAUAGUGAAAGAUGAGCAACACAUUCUGAUUUUGUCCUGGAAAUGUGCUGAAAGUCAGCCAGUGUAUUAAGCAAAAUAAAUAACUCCAAAAUGUUUGAGAGUUCAUGAUCUUUCACAGACAUGAGGAGACCAUUCUUAUGGUUUCUAGGGCCCCAAAGGGCAAUGCUAAAUCCUGAACCCAAGGCUUCUUAACUCUGGGGAGAUUUGAGGUACAGCCUGGGGAAAAUAUAGGGGCAGUAAUUACAGGAAGGAAGAUACUCCCUGGUUUUACUAGAUUGCAGAAAAGCAGAACUCCCCUGGGUUAGGUUGAGUCUUGGGUUUUUUUUUUCAUUGGAGCACUCACUGUUAGUUCCUCUCCCCAGACAAUCCCAUUAUCCCAUACCUUCAGCCCUUGCCUUUAUGUCCAGAAGAGUUAUUCUUGGAGGCGUUUACAACAACCUUCAAUGUUUCUCUCUCUCUCCAGCCCUAAAGAGGCUGACACCCCACAACUGACAGUUGUAAAGAUGAGCCAGACCAACCACAAGUCCUAAUAAAAAUGAUGAAUCCCAUCCACUGCAUCCAUAUCGAUGGCACGCAGGUCACACGUGGAGAUGAGCAGUGAGGAGGGGAAGGCAGAUAAUCACUGAAAAUUGUGUGUGGGAGGUGCUGUUACCAAACCCACCCGUCAGAGUUUUGAUUUAAUCCAGCCCUGAGUCAAUACCGAUUGACAUUUCACUUGCUUUCCAUAUCGUAACUGGACUUCCUUACUCCUCAGGCAUGGAAUGAAUCUUAAUACAUUGUAAUUACUGUACUCCUGGUGGUGAACCGGUAUGAAAAGCUAUCACAAAAAGCAUUAAUAAAAUGUACAUUAUGAAAAAGAACUCGGCAUUGUCUGAAAUUAAUAAUGCACCAUUUUUUUCUCAUCCACGCCUGCUCAUUACAGGCCUGCCCUUCAGUUUUCUAUUAAAAUGACUUAUUCAAACUACUUGUAUAGCUGUGUUCAGCGUGAAGUUAUCUGCUGUAGGUUUGCAUCCCAGUUAGAUGUACCGCAUGAGGACUUAUUAAUCUGUUAUAUCUUAGAGGCAUUGAUUUUGGUGACAUUUAUAUAACGCUGGUAUGACUAAAAUGAACUGAUUGAUUCAUGCGUAUGGAUUAGUUUGCCUAAGACUUUGAGGCCAGGUAGCUUUAUCAUGCACUGUAACGCCAGAAUUCAUCACUGUAUUAUUUACGAGAGACUGAACUGGCUGCAUCUCAACAACUGAAGAGAUCUUCACUGUUUUAUUUAUGUAUAAAUGUUUACUUAAUCAGCCGCCAAUUUUUGUUUAGCAGAAUUUGUUCGCAAAUGGAAAUUGUAAACGAUAACGUGGUUUAUAUUUUAAAAUUUAUAGGCUUUCAUCUAUAGCAAAAUCCAAGAUUUCCAAAGUGUCUUUGUCUACUGGCAAUCAACAAGCUCUCUUGUAUAUGCUUUCUGGUAAUUGCAAUUAGCUGCUGCAACAUUUCACAUAAAAAAACAAUGCAACCCUAACAUGGGAGAUCUGAGUGGUAGUGUGUCCACGUCAACAUAAAUACCCCAACCUUUACAAACGCUGCUGGAGGUUUAACAAAGCAACAAGGAGCCACCAGCCAGUGCAGAGGCAGGAGCUCAUGGAAAUGUGUGGUGAUUUCUGCUGCCUUGUUGUACAAGAAAAUCCCAGUUCCAGGUAAAUUGUGUCUCAGUCACAGGGGCCAUAUCCCCUUGAGGAAAGCCUGGUCAAAGGGGGCAAGGAAAACAUCUGUGCGUUGCAGCUGGGAAAGUGGCUGGGCUACAAUGCAUUUUUAAGGGUAUAACAUACCAAGGAGGCUUAAUCCCAGGUUCCCAAUCGAUGGCAUGUGUUUUCUUUGGACCAUGCUGCUUCUCCCAGGGACCAAGGAAUACAGAGACAUAAACGAUUUAUUAAAUGAAAGCAGAGACUUUCCUGUUAGGAGCCAUUUAGAAAUAUUUUUAGUGCAAAGGCACAGAAGAAGUGACAUGCUAGAGACCUAUAAAAUAAUAAGUAGUGUCCAGAGAAGGUGAAUUGAGUGCUGCAGUUCACCAUAGGUAAUACAGCAAGUGGCACUAUGUAGGGCAAUGAAGAGGUGAAGUCUUAAAUGUAGUUAUAAGUAAUGUUUCAUUACCCAUCACAGGAUUAACCCACGGACUCCCUGACCCAAUACACCAGAAAGGUGAUGUACAGUGAGCUUUAGUAAGAUAUUAUGCUGUUUCCCAGCUCAAAGAAAGAAAGGAAAAAAAAAAAAAAAGGAAAAGCAAGAAAAGCCUGUCACCUACAGUCUCUUGUUUCAGGGUCAGAAGGAAUUGCUGGCUCCCUGAGGAACUGCGGAAACACCCCUGCUGAGUCUUCAGCCAUACUUCACACUUGUGAUUUAUUUUUUUUCCCAACCAUAUUUUAUUAACAUAAAAAAUUACAAUAGUAUUAGGUAGGCGUGGAAAAUUACUUGCCAGCUGUCAGUUUGAAAAGGGGAGUAAACUUUGCAUGACAGCAUGCUGGGCUGUAUGUUCAAGAUCAUGGGAUCACAAGAUAGUGAUGCUGAGGGGUAACUGUGCCUCACAACCAUUGAACACAUCGCUGCAGAACUGGUGCCAGCAAAAAGUCCCUCUCCAUGUUUCUUUUUGGCUCCCUCAGGUACUAGAAGGCUCCAAUUACAUCACUCCUAAGCUUUCCCUUUUACAGCCCAAACUGACCAAAUUCUCUCAAUCUACAGGUCUGUUCACUAUUCCUUUAGGGCAAUCAGGAAAAGCACCUGACAAAGGCUAGGGACAAAAAAAAAAAA